AUGAAGUCAGUGCUGUUCAGCCGCUUUUUCAUCCUCCUGCCCUGGAUCCUCAUCGUCAUCAUCAUGCUCGACGUGGACACGCGCAGGCCUGCGCCCCCGCUCACCCCGCGCCCAUACUUCUCUCCUUACGCUGUGGGCCGCGGGGCCGCCCGAGUCCCGCUCCUCCGCAGAGCCCGCCCGGGGCGCGACGCCGACCGGCGCAACGAGUCUCGGCCGCGGGCGGAUCCGGAGCCGCCGCUGCCCACCAUCUAUGCCAUCACGCCUACCUAUAGCCGCCCGGUGCAGAAAGCAGAGCUCACCCGCCUGGCCAACACCUUCCGCCAGGUGGCGCAGCUGCAUUGGAUCCUGGUGGAGGACGCAGCGGCGCGCAGCGAGCUGGUGAGCCGAUUCCUCGCGCGGGCCGGGCUGCCCAGCACGCACCUGCACGUGCCCACACCGCGGCGCUACAAGCGGCCCGGGCUGCCGCGCGCCACCGAGCAGCGCAACGCGGGCCUCGCCUGGCUGCGCCAGACGCACCGGCAGCAGCGCGCCCGGCCGGGCGUGCUCUUCUUCGCCGACGACGACAACACCUACAGUCUGGAGCUCUUCCAGGAGAUGCGAACCACCCAAAAGGUGUCGGUGUGGCCAGUGGGCCUGGUUGGCGGGCGGCGCUACGAACGGCCCUUGGUGGAAAAUGGCAAAGUGGUUGGCUGGUAUACUGGCUGGAGAGCGGACAGGCCUUUUGCCAUCGACAUGGCAGGAUUUGCUGUAAGUCUUCAAGUCAUCUUAUCCAACCCAAAAGCUGUAUUUAAGCGUCGUGGAUCCCAGCCAGGGAUGCAAGAAUCUGACUUCCUAAAACAGAUCACGACUGUUGAAGAACUGGAACCGAAAGCAAACAACUGCACCAAGGUUCUCGUGUGGCAUACUCGAACAGAGAAGGUUAAUCUAGCCAAUGAGCCGAAGUACCUGGUGGACACAGUGAAAAUUGAGGUAUAAAUGGAAACACCAGCCAGUGCAGUUCACCCAGCCAGAGGGUGUGAAAGAGGGAAUUGGGAGUUGAGGCUGCAGAUCAUUCAGGUAUUGUUUCUUUUACUUGGUUCAGUACAACUUUUACUGUCACCUGAUGGCCUCCUAUUUUAAAGAAGCAAACUGGAUGCUUCAAAAUGUAUGUUUUAUCUUCAUUUGUUCUGCAUGUUUUGUCUAGACCUUAAUGAAGAUUUCUGUACAGUAAGCUAAGGGACAGUGCAAGAUACCUCUUAGUACCUUACACACUUUUUUGUCUUUUCCAUUUGGCUUUGUAAUCAGUAGAAC
Molecule: messenger RNA, 1290 nt
Organism: Perognathus longimembris pacificus (Pacific pocket mouse)
Lineage: Eukaryota; Metazoa; Chordata; Mammalia; Rodentia; Heteromyidae
Gene: B3gat2
Product: beta-1,3-glucuronyltransferase 2
Exons: 4
Coding region: 1-975 (324 amino acids)
Biological process (GO): carbohydrate metabolic process; chondroitin sulfate proteoglycan biosynthetic process
Cellular component (GO): Golgi membrane
Molecular function (GO): galactosylgalactosylxylosylprotein 3-beta-glucuronosyltransferase activity
Source: RefSeq, a predicted model, not a curated record